This is a messenger RNA of Saprolegnia diclina VS20, 2347 nucleotides long. RefSeq lists its product as hypothetical. The coding region runs from base 534 to 2294 and encodes 586 amino acids. Gene Ontology annotation, molecular function: dynein heavy chain binding; dynein light chain binding. Gene Ontology annotation, biological process: cilium movement; outer dynein arm assembly. The transcript is spliced from 2 exons. Lineage: Eukaryota; Oomycota; Saprolegniomycetes; Saprolegniales; Saprolegniaceae. Gene Ontology annotation, cellular component: outer dynein arm. The record is from RefSeq and is a predicted model, not a curated record.
GCCGUGACCAACCGGCACGGUCGCUGCGCAUUGAGGCGCGGAUUGAAGUGGCCCCGAGACGCGCCGCGCAGACAUGGGCCAGUGGCAGCGAAUUUAUGCACCUCAGCGAGCCAAGCAUCGAGUUGGCAGCAUAUUUUGCUGGCGACUCAUUGCUGGACCUCACGACAGUGGUGAUCGCGAGCAGCCUCGUCGCGUGCUGCAUCAACCUGCACUGUCAUGGCCAUCAAUUGCGCUACCACAGCCGUGCUUACGAACAAUAAUCGUAAAAGCAGCGUAGAAUUCUGGCUGCUGUCUCGAGCAGCUGCCGACGCGUCGAAGCGAACGAGCCUGGUCGAGUUGGCGAGCUCUGAUCUGGUCUUGUGUGUCGUGGCAGCAUUGUGGACGUGUUCCAUGAAUCUGUCGAUGCCAUUGGUCAGAAUACCGAUGCUUUUGGAUUGGUCGAAAAACGAAGAUUCGCGCUUUUUCAUUGGCGUAGCUUAUUGCAGAUAGCAAGAUCGCGACCUUUGCCAACAGUGGAUAGCAGGUCGGUGCGGAUGGAGCUAGCGUACCAGUACACCAAGCCACGCCGGACGUUUGGCCGGCACUGCGACUUUAAACAUGUAGAGGCCAAGGUGCUCGAGGCGAUCCCGGCCACCGACUCGUUCGACCACGACUACGUCAAGCGCCGGCCGAUGGUCGGCCGCCUCGACACGACGCCCGACAUGUCCGAGCACGAAGUCAACACGGAGCGCCUCAUUACAAAGAACAGCUCGAUGCGCCACGUCGAGGGCGGGUGGCCCAAAGAUGUUGACUCGGCCGAGCAAAACGACGUCCAGCGCUUCCGAAAGAAGGUCGAAAAGGACGACGAGUACAAGCAAGCCGUCAAGUUCCUCGGUCCGGUUGCCGAGCGCGGGCUCAAGCAGAACAAUACGAUCAACAUCUAUCAAGACUACUUUGCGCACAUGGGCGAGCCGGCGACGACAGAGCAGCCCAGCGCAAAGGGCCUCGCCGUCUUCCGGGACCCCGAGAGUGUUCGCCGCACCGUGUCCAAGAUCGACUGGCACCCCGAGUCACCCCAGCGCAUGGCCGCGUGCUACUGCAUUCUCAACUUUCAAGACCCCAAGUUUGUGAACGCGCGCAUGCCGGCCAACAGCUACAUCUGGGACGUCCUCAACCCCAACACGCCGGAAGUCGUGCUCAAGCCGCUGAGCCCGCUCUGCUGUCUCCGCUACAACCCCAAGAGCGUCGACCAGCUCGUUGGCGGUUCGUACAACGGUCUUAUCUCGUUCUUUGACAUUCGCAAGUCCGGGUCGUCGCCCGUCGAGACGUCCAUGAUCGAGCACUCGCACCACGACCCUGUGUACGACGUGUUUUGGAUCUCAUCGAAGACUGGCAACCAAUGCGUGUCCGUCUCGACGGACGGCUCGAUGCUGUGGUGGGACAUUCGCCAUCUCGCGCAGCCCACGCACCGCAUCAUGCUUUCCGAUAAGGACGGCCAAGUGCUCGGUGGCUCGUCCAUGGAGUACAACACGGAGGCGGGCCCGACCAAGUACCUCGUCGGGACCGAGCAAGGCAUCGUGCUCUCGGUGAAUUUGCGCAACAUCAAGCAAAACAACGGGAUCACCGUGUACGACACGGGCGCCGGCAAGCACCACGGCCCGAUCUACACCAUCCAGCGCAACCCCACGCACAACAAGUUCUUUUUAACAAUUGGGGAUUGGACUGCGCGCGUGUGGUGCGAAGACCUCAAGACGCCCAUCAUGAGCACAACGUACCACGACUCGUAUGUGACCGCCGGGUGCUGGUCGCCGACGCGCGCCGGCGUCUUCUUCGUGACGCGCAUGGACGGCGUCGUCGACGUGUGGGAUUUCUUUUACCGGCAAAACGUCGCGGCCUACUCGCACAAGGUCGGCGACGUGCCGCUCUCAUCGAUUGCAGUGCAGGGCAAUGCGCAGUCGGGCGGGAAGCUCGUGGCCGUUGGCGACUCGAACGGCAUGAUUUCGCUCUUGGAAGUGUCGGACGGCCUCGCCAGUCCCCAGAGCAACGAGAAGGCCGCGAUCAACGGCAUGUUUGAGCGCGAGACGAAGCGGGAAAAGAACUUGGAGGCGCGCGAGAAGGAGCAGAAGCGCAAGAAGGCGACGAUGGACGACGGCAAGGUCGAGGAGCUGCCGUCGACCAAAGAUGAAAAGAUGGAGAAGCUCUUGCGAAGCGUCGACGCCAACUUCCUCAACAUGAUCAAGGAGGCCGAGGACACGGAGAAUAAAAACAUGGAACACAAGUCGGACAACAUCAAGCCUGGCGACGAAGACAAUUAGCGCACUACGUUUUUAACGAGUACUAUGUAAAUGAAUCGAUGCAUAUAUUGACA